Messenger RNA from Bipolaris maydis ATCC 48331, 228 nucleotides. The record is from RefSeq and is a predicted model, not a curated record. Lineage: Eukaryota; Fungi; Ascomycota; Dothideomycetes; Pleosporales; Pleosporaceae.
GGUGCGACACCUUCGUUCGCCUGUACGGACCCCUUGGCAGACAAACCAAACUGCUCGUGCACUUGCACAAAUGGCAUCACCUUCGACCAACCUCUCUCUUUGGAUUCCCAGAACUGCCCGGGUACCCCUGCAUACGACUGCCAAGUGGAGAAAGACGAAUGCGCCAGGCAAGAACAAGUGUUGAAGGAUGAAAUCACCAAGAAAACGCAAGAGUAUAACGAAUGCAAA